Molecule: messenger RNA, 1727 nt
Organism: Melitaea cinxia (Glanville fritillary)
Lineage: Eukaryota; Metazoa; Arthropoda; Insecta; Lepidoptera; Nymphalidae
Product: TBC1 domain family member 19
Exons: 11
Coding region: 1-1542 (513 amino acids)
Source: RefSeq, a predicted model, not a curated record
AUGGAAAAUAUAAAAGAGGAUACAAUACACCAAACAGCUUUGAAAUUAGCAGAAGAAAUUAAAAAUCUUUCCAUAUAUAAAUCUUUUUAUAGUGAUGUGCAAAAACUCGUAUCUUCGCCAAAUGUUAAAAAAGAUGAUUUUAAGCAAACUUUACAACAGGCGAUGAAGGAAAAAGGCUUAGACACGAAACUUAGAAAUACAGUUUUUCAUUGGAUUAGAACACAGAGCAAGCAAAGUAAAUUAGAUCCGUUAACAUCGUUAUCAAAAGCCAGCGCACAAUGGGAGAAGAGAAUACACAAAUCUUUAAAUUCAAUGUGUUCUGACUUAGAGACUUCCUUAGCUAAGAUAAGGUCACAAAGCGAGCAGGAAGAAUUAGCAGAGAAAUGGAAUGAACUUAGCACUUAUAGUCUAGAUUUAUCAAAAUAUAGACCUGUUUACGCACCAAAAGAUUUUUUAGAUGUUUUACUGACGUUAUCGGGAUACGUGCCAUUUACAAGAGAAAAUGAACCAAAAUGGGAAUUUGCACAUUUGCCUCUACAAGUGAAAAGUUUAGAUCAAUUGCGUAAAGUAUACCAUGAGUGGACCAACGGGGAGCCCUUACUAGGUGUUAACCCUAAUAUGCCGAGUACAGUACCAGGUUUCGCAACUCUCGAAGCAGAAAGAAUAGGUCUCGGCGAGAGAGUUGCAGGGUUGGGGUAUGCUCCUGUCAUACAGGAGUAUUUGAAGAAAGGUAGUCCUCAAUGCCUAAGGGCUAGAUUGUGGUCGCAAGUUUUGGGCGCUGAAGUCAAACAGCAGCAAAUAAUUUACUUCAAUCAACUUAAAAAGAACGUCCUGGAAGUGGAUUUAAUGAUAGACAAGCUCAUUUUCAAAGAUGUCCAGCUAACAGCUUCUAAUGAUGACCAAUAUUUUGUUUUUGAAGAUCUCUUGUAUCAGGUUAUGCUCUGUUUCUCACGUGAUGGUGAGGUGGCAAGAACGGUGGGUGCGAAUGCCCUUCGAGUAGCGGUGAAGGGCCGACACGCACAAGACUGCCUCACUGCCUUCCCGCCCAGCGGUGUCAUACCAUUCCAUGGGUUCACCAUGUACGCGACCCCAUUUUGCUAUUUAUAUGACGAUCCUGUUCAACUAUACUUCAUGUUUCGCGCCUUUUAUAUGCGUUACUGGCAUCGCUUACAUUACAUCUCAACACACCCCCAGGGUAUUGUAUCUCUUUGUCUUCUUUACGAGAGACUCCUUGAAGCAAAUGAACCUCUACUAUGGAUACACUUCAGAAACAUCAACAUUAAUCCUAUCAGAGUGGUAUUCAAAUGGUUAAUGCGAGCCUUUAGCGGUCAUCUUCCUCCAGAUCAACUGCUACUUCUAUGGGACGCUAUACUAGGAUACGAUUGUUUAGAAAUCCUUCCAUUAUUGGCGUUAGCUAUACUCAGUUUCAGAAAAGAAAACAUUUUCCAAGUAAACACGCUACAAAAUGUUGAUGCUGUUUUAGCAGAUUUAUCAACAAUAUCCGUUAUACCGUUAUUACAACUAGCUUUGAUGAAAUCGUAAACAAAAAAAAAAAUGGCUUAAAUUCGACGGAUAAAUAAAAAGGGGCUAUUUAUUUUGUGUUUGUUUUCACUCCCUAUCUAAGAACAUUUUUAAAUGUGCAACUCUUGUAACAUAUAAACGAAACAAUCGAAUCGUUUAAUAAAUAUUCGAAUGAUCACGUACUUAUAACGACGUGUAGAUUUAAA